This is a messenger RNA of Exophiala aquamarina CBS 119918, 1065 nucleotides long. RefSeq lists its product as uncharacterized. Gene Ontology annotation, molecular function: RNA polymerase II cis-regulatory region sequence-specific DNA binding; DNA-binding transcription factor activity, RNA polymerase II-specific. The transcript is spliced from 2 exons. The coding region runs from base 1 to 1065 and encodes 354 amino acids. Gene Ontology annotation, biological process: regulation of transcription by RNA polymerase II. Lineage: Eukaryota; Fungi; Ascomycota; Eurotiomycetes; Chaetothyriales; Herpotrichiellaceae. The record is from RefSeq and is a predicted model, not a curated record.
AUGACGAUGGUCAUUGAUAACCAAGUCCGACAUUACGGUGGGAUGGGUUACGAUCAUAUGUACCCAAACACAAUGCAUUCCUCACCGCAAUUUAGCGAUCCUUGGCAACACCAGACUGCAAGCUCUGGCUCUUCAUUUCCUGCGCUGUCCAAGACCGACAGCUCGCGAUCUGGUCUCACCAUGCCAUAUUCUCAGAUGCCCCCAGUGACUGGAUCAUCAGCUCAAGGUAGCAGCUAUUCCAGUGUCGGGUUUUCUGCAACCGAUUUACUAAGUUAUCCUCAAGACAUUCCGCGCUCAACCUACACCGAGCAGUCUUAUUCCGCUCCCUCAGUUACUUCUGCGUCAUAUGCGCCCUCUUAUUCCUCCAUGAACUAUGCACAAUCAAUGCACCAGCAACAACAGCACCAGCAGGCACAACAACAUCGCAAGUUGUCGGACACUGUCGACGGCUCUCGAGCCGCACAUGCAAGUUUUGGUGAACUUGACGCUUCGAGAGGCAUGCUUGCUCUGAGCCACCAAAACUUGCAGGAUAUGACGCCUCGCAACAUUUUCGAGGCUCGAGCACAGCGGCCCUCGGCGGACGCGUAUGGCUUCCCACACACCAACUCAACUCAGUCAUCUAUUUCGAAUGAGUCCGGCCGUAGUUAUCCAUAUUACGCCCCCAGUUCAGUUGGGUCAAUUGGUGAUAGUGCCACCGACUACAGCUCGGCGGCAUCCGACGCCGGCUAUGAAUCCAUGGCCGCGUCUCGCACACUACCCCGUCCCACUCAAAUGAUGGGAUUGCCACUUGGACCUCCAGCACCACAGUCGAUGAUGGGACAAUUUUCGUCCAAGAUGUCGGCCAACACUCAAAAGAAACAUAAAUGCAAGAUUUGUGACAAGCGCUUCACACGACCUAGUUCCUUGCAGACACACAUGUACAGCCAUACAGGCGAGAAGCCAUUCGCCUGUGACGUCGAGGGAUGUGGUCGUCACUUCUCAGUUGUUAGCAACCUGCGCCGACAUAAGAAAGUCCAUAAGGGCGAGACUGUCUCUAAUGCCAGCCAUUCUGAUGGGGAGGAUUAG